AUGGCAACCCACGAACAAAAAGCAUCCACCUCCUCCCGCUCCAUCCUCGACCCCACCACCAGUACCCAAGAAAAGUCCUCCAAAGACACUGUACCCCUCCGCGCCCUAGACCACCAAUCCGAACGCGAAACAGGCCAAAAUGAAAAACCAGCCACCAUCCACAUCGGCACCCGCAAAUCCGCACUCGCCAUGGUGCAAACGGAGCUAGUGAAAGCUGCGCUCGAGAGAGCUCAUCCGCAUUUAAACUUUGAGAUCACCAAAUUGGAAACGAUGGGCGACAAGAAUCAAGUAACCGCCUUGCAUGAUUUUGGCGCUAAGAGUUUAUGGACGCAUGAACUGGAGGCGUUGUUGUUGGAACGGAAGUUGGAUAUUGUGGUUCAUUGUCUGAAAGAUAUGCCCACGCAAUUACCGAACAAUUGUACAAUUGGCGCAAUUCUUGAACGAGAAGAUCCUCGGGAUGCGUUGAUCAUGAAGGCUGGGAGUAGUUAUAAGAGUUUGUCGGAGCUACCGGCUGGAAGUGUAGUGGGGACGAGUAGUGUGAGGAGAAGUGCGCAGAUCGCGAGGAAGUAUCCCGAGUUGAAGUUUGAGAACGCGCGGGGCAAUAUUGGAACUAGGUUGAAUAAGUUGGAUGCGGAUGAUGGGAAGUAUGCGUGUUUGGUCUUGGCGGCGGCAGGACUACUGAGGAUGGGUUGGGGAGAGAGGAUUACGCAGUAUUUGGAUAGUAAGACGGAGGGUGGGGGCAUGUUGCAUGCAGUGGGACAGGGUGCGUUAGCUUUGGAGGUUAGAGAUGGCGACGAGGAUAUCAACAAGAUGAUUUCUGUAUUACAGCAUGAACCAACUCAGUUGGCCGGAUUGGCAGAGAGAAGUUUGAUGAGAACGUUGGAGGGUGGUUGUAGUGUACCAAUUGGAGUUGAGACGACCUGGAUUGAAAAAGGAAAAUUGUUGAUGAAGGCUGUUGUUAUUAGUCUUGACGGCUCAGAGUGUGUGGAAGCCGAAAAACUGGAGGAGAUCUUAACACCAAAGGAUGCCGAUGAGUUUGGUUGGAAUCUCUCUCAAGAUUUGGUUAGCAAGGGUGCUGCCAAGAUACUGGAGGCUAUUAACCUCAAUCGUCCCGUCAUCAAAGAGGGUGGUAAUGCAUAA
Sclerotinia borealis F-4128 is the source of this 1140-nucleotide messenger RNA. The record is from the annotation of a GenBank genome assembly. NCBI's taxonomy places the organism in Eukaryota, Fungi, Ascomycota, Leotiomycetes, Helotiales, Sclerotiniaceae.